AUGGCUUCCUCAUCCAAACCCCCGAGCUUCCUCCUCUACACCUGUAUAGCCCAUCGCACAACAAUCCUCACCGAACACUCCGCCCCAGGAACAUCGUCCACCUCCGCCUCAUCCCUAGCCUCCAUAAUCCUCCCCAAGAUCACGCACGAUAAGUCCCAGAAACUCACCUACACCCACGACCGGCUCUUCGUGCACUGCAUCGCCGACUCCCCAACGGGAGAAGCAUCCGACGAUGCAACCCGCCAUGAGCCCGCAUCCCACCUCCCGCUGAGCUACAUCGUCGUCGCAGCCGCCGAGCAAGGCCGUCGCAUUCCGUUCGCGUUCCUGCUGGAGAUGAAGCGCAAGUUCCUGUCUACGUAUCCGCCGUCGAGUAAUGAUUUCCCGUCUCUGCCUGCGUACGGGUGUGCGGCGUUUAAUGUGGAGUUGCGGUCGCUGCUACAGACUUUCAACACAGCCUCUCCAUCAGACUCGCUGGCGCUGGCGAAGCGAGACAUCGACGAUGUGCGGGGAAUCAUGACGGAGAAUAUCGAGCGGGUGUUGGAGCGCGGGGAGAGAAUUGAUUUGUUGGUUGACAAGACGGAUCGGUUGGGAGGGAGUGCGCACGAUUUUCGGAUUCGGAGCCGCGGGUUACGGAGGAAGAUGUGGUGGAAGAAUACUAAGUUGAUGAUUAUGGUUGUGGUGGUGGUAAUUUUCUUGUUGUAUUUGUUUGUCGGGAUGGGGUGUGGACUGCCAGCUUGGGGGAGGUGUGUGGGUUAG
This is a messenger RNA of Aspergillus ruber CBS 135680, 756 nucleotides long. Its product is annotated as synaptobrevin family protein. Gene Ontology annotation, biological process: vesicle-mediated transport. The record is from RefSeq and is a predicted model, not a curated record. The transcript has 2 exons. The coding region runs from base 1 to 756 and encodes 251 amino acids. Gene Ontology annotation, cellular component: membrane. NCBI's taxonomy places the organism in Eukaryota, Fungi, Ascomycota, Eurotiomycetes, Eurotiales, Aspergillaceae.